GGGCUUAUUUACACUAGUUUCUAAAUCUGCCCCAAAACACGUAAUGCUUUGAUUUGCCAUCUACGUUUAUCAACACCCAACCUAUAUGGCAAUAGCGCCUACACAUUUUAAACUCGUUAAGUGCAGUUUUAUUAUGAAAUCGCCGAACGCAACAUUUGUAGCCUUUUUGUUUAGAGACAGACGGGAAUUGUGUCGUCGCACGUAGGCCUACAAAUGUGUCUGCGGGUUCACCCAGUGACACAGGAAGUGGUUUAAACCUUUUGUAUUAGCGUGAUAAAACCACAGGUCUUCACCGGCUGGGAGUGAGCAGAGAGAUAAACAAAGUCGAUACGCGGUGGAUGCAUCUCAUUAAAAUGCCCUUUAAACGAAUAAAAACAUGCUGUUUAUAAGAAUCUGCAGACUGCUUCCUACUGUGCCAGUGUCACUGGCAAGACACGGAGUUAUCAUCCGUCGCAGCAUGGCCUCAGACACGACGGCAACAGAGACGACCCGGUUCGACCUCCUGGUGAUCGGCGGCGGGUCCGGAGGUCUAGCUGGUGCUCGGAGGGCGGCGGAGCUCGGAGCAUCCACCGCCGUGAUCGAGAGUCACAAACUCGGAGGUACCUGCGUCAAUGUUGGCUGUGUCCCUAAGAAGGUUAUGUGGAAUGCAGCAGUUCAUGCUGAGUAUCUUCACGACCACAGUGAUUACGGCUUUGACGUUGGAAAUGUUCGUUUCAGUUGGGAAGCUCUCAAGGCCAAAAGGGAUGCUUAUAUUAGUCACCUAAAUCGUAUUUAUCGCAACAAUCUUGACAAAGCUAAAGUCCAAACUAUUCUAGGUCAGGCCAGGUUUACCAAUGAUUCUGAGCCGACUGUGGAGGUGAAUGGAAAGAAAUAUACAGCACCUCAUAUCCUUAUCGCCACUGGAGGGCAGCCUACUGUUUUGAGUGAUGCUGAAGUUCCAGGGGGAAGUCUUGGCAUUACCAGUGAUGGCUUUUUUGAACUUGAAACUUUGCCAAAGCGCAGUGUGAUUGUGGGUGCAGGUUAUAUUGCAGUGGAGAUGGCGGGCAUCCUUUCCACCCUGGGGUCCAAAACAUCCCUCAUUGUUCGACAGACUGCGGUUUUGAGGAACUUUGACAGCUUCAUAAGCACAAACUGCACUAAAGAACUGCAAAACUCUGGUGUGGAUGUGUGGAAGAAUUCUCAGGUGAAGUCCGUUUGUAAAACCGACAAGGGACUGGAGGUGACUAUUGUCACCCAAGACCCCGAGAAGAAGAACGACGAGGAGAAGAUCGGCACCAUCCAGGAAGUGGACUGCCUUCUCUGGGCCAUCGGCAGGCAGCCAAACACUUCUGGACUGAACAUCGGCGAGAUGGGUGUGGAUACAGAUGAAAGAGGCCAUAUCAUUGUGGAUGAGUUUCAGAACACCAGCAGACCAGGGAUCUACGCUGUAGGGGACGUUUGUGGCAAAGCUCUUCUCACGCCUGUUGCCAUUGCUGCAGGCAGAAAGCUGGCACACAGACUGUUUGAGGGCAAGAAGGACUCCAAGUUGGACUACUCAAGUAUCCCCACAGUGGUGUUCAGCCACCCACCCAUUGGAACGGUGGGCCUCACAGAAGAGGAGGCCAUUCAAUCUAGAGGAAAGGAGAAUGUGAAGAUCUACAAGACUUCUUUCACUCCAAUGUAUCACGCCAUCACGAGCAGGAAGAGUCAGUGCAUCAUGAAGCUGGUGUGUGAGGGCAAGGAGGAGAAGGUGGUGGGCCUGCACAUGCAGGGCCUGGGCUGUGAUGAGAUGCUGCAGGGCUUCGCUGUGGCCAUCAAAAUGGGUGCUACCAAAGCAGACUUUGACAAGACUGUUGCCAUUCACCCCACCUCGUCUGAGGAGUUUGUUACAAUGCGUUAA
Perca flavescens (yellow perch) is the source of this 1879-nucleotide messenger RNA. RefSeq names its product glutathione reductase (gene gsr). Gene Ontology annotation, cellular component: mitochondrion; cytosol. Lineage: Eukaryota; Metazoa; Chordata; Actinopteri; Perciformes; Percidae. Gene Ontology annotation, molecular function: flavin adenine dinucleotide binding; glutathione-disulfide reductase (NADPH) activity; NADP binding. Gene Ontology annotation, biological process: cell redox homeostasis; cellular response to oxidative stress; glutathione metabolic process. The record is from RefSeq and is a predicted model, not a curated record.